UCACAGCAUAGAGACGGCGUCCGUCCGACAGCAACCAGGAUGCUCAACAUGGCAACUCGAAGAUUUAGACUGCACAGGGCUAUGAUAUUACUCGUCGCGGUCCAGAUGCUAGACUGGACCCGAAGCGAGGACCCACCGACCAAAUGCCGUUUCGGAGGCGCAGAGUACGACGUAGGCCAAACGUGGCACCCGCGUCUGCAGACACAGGGCACAGUGUUCUGCGUCACUUGCCAGUGUUACCAGGUGUGGCACCACUUGCAGAAUCAUAAGACUUGGCGACCCUGA
Messenger RNA from Zootermopsis nevadensis, 285 nucleotides. NCBI's taxonomy places the organism in Eukaryota, Metazoa, Arthropoda, Insecta, Blattodea, Termopsidae. The record is from RefSeq and is a predicted model, not a curated record.